AUUAACUCAUCAAACACAAUCACACUAAACUCAAAAACACUGCAUCUAAAAUGGCUUUGCUGCGAUUUUUAUCGAUUGCUCUCUUCUUAAUUUUCGCUAAUGAGUGUACCUCCCGUGAGCUUCAAGAAUUAACAAUGGCGGAAAGAUACGAUCAAUGGCUUGCAGAGCACGGAAAGUCUUAUAAAAGUGACGAAGAGAAAUUAAAAAGGUUUGCGAUAUUCAAGCACAAUGUUGAGUUCAUUGAGAAAUUUAAUGCUGGUGGUGAGGAAUCAUAUAAGCUUGGAAUUAACCAGUUUGCUGAUUUAACUAAUGAAGAAUUUAGAGUUUCGUGGACUGCCUAUAAAAGACCUGUUGCUAGUUCAUUAAUGGCGGCAACACCAUUUAAAUAUGAAAAUGUUAGUUAUCCACCUUCUGUCGUGGACUGGACAGAAAAACAUGUUGUUACUAAUGUCAAAGAUCAGGGAACUUGCGGAAGUUGCUGGGCUUUCUCAGCUGUGGGAGCAACCGAAGGACUAUGGAAAAUAACAAAAAAAGAUUUAAUAUCUCUAUCAGUACAAGAGCUUGUAGAUUGCGACACGGAAGGCGAAGACAAAGGCUGUAAAGGUGGUUCAAUGGAGGACGCUUUCAAGUUCAUUAUAAAUAAUCGUGGAAUCACCAGUGACCUUAAAUAUCCGUACAAAGGAGCCGAACAAAAAUGCGACCCUAAAAAGGUGAAUUCACGAAUAGCAACAAUCACCGGAUACCAAAAAGUUCCGAUGAAUAGCGAAAAAGAUUUGAUGAAGGCGGUGGCAAAUCAGCCCGUUGCGGUGGCGAUUGAUGCAGGUUCACCAACCUUUCAAUUCUACUCCUCUGGUGUCUAUAGAGGAACCUGUGGAACCAACGUAAACCACGGGGUUUUAGUCGUCGGAUAUGGCCGGACUAAUACGGCGACAAAGUAUUGGCUAGUAAAGAAUUCGUGGGGAAAGAAAUGGGGAGAGAAAGGGUUUGUGAGAAUGGAGAAAAACGUUCAGUCUAAGGAAGGUCUUUGUGGUAUAGCCACGGAUUGCUCGUAUCCACUAGCUUAGUUUUUUUAUUUAUUAUCAACGUUUUAGCAAUAAUUUGUUUUUCUAUAGAAUUACGGCCAACUUUAGCAUUUUGUUUUUGAUCGAGUGAUAAUUGCAAAUGUUAUGAAUUUAAUGUCCCUUUCAAUAGAAAUAUGCACUGUUAGCUUAUAA
Mercurialis annua (annual mercury) is the source of this 1214-nucleotide messenger RNA. RefSeq names its product senescence-specific cysteine protease SAG39-like. Gene Ontology annotation, molecular function: cysteine-type endopeptidase activity. Lineage: Eukaryota; Viridiplantae; Streptophyta; Magnoliopsida; Malpighiales; Euphorbiaceae. The record is from RefSeq and is a predicted model, not a curated record. Bases 51 to 1064 code for a protein of 337 amino acids. Gene Ontology annotation, cellular component: lysosome. The transcript is spliced from 2 exons.